CGCUCCGCAGCUUCCCGGCCGGGUCCCCGCGCCCGCCGCUCGCCCGCCCGCGCCCGGAGCAUCCCCGAGCGGCGCGUCCCCGAGGCCAGCGGGCCGGCCCCGUGCAGCAGCCCGUCGCGCCCACCCGCCGCAGCCGCGCGCGGUGCCAUGCCCUUCCUCGGGCAGGACUGGCGGUCCCCCGGGCAGAGCUGGGUGAAGACGGCCGACGGCUGGAAGCGCUUCCUGGACGAGAAGGGCGGCAGCUUCGUGAGCGACCUCAGCAGCUACUGCAACAAGGACGUGUACAAUAAGGAAAACCUUUUCAGCAACCUCAACUAUGACGUGGCAGCCAAGAAGAGAAAGAAGGACAUGAUGAACAGCAAAACCAAAACUCAGUAUUUCCACCAAGAAAAAUGGAUCUACGUUCACAAAGGAAGUACCAAAGAGCGCCAUGGCUACUGCACUCUCGGGGAAGCUUUCAACAGACUGGACUUCUCAACUGCCAUUCUGGACUCCAGGAGGUUUAACUACGUAGUGCGGCUGUUGGAACUGAUAGCAAAAUCCCAGCUCACAUCCCUGAGUGGCAUCGCCCAAAAGAACUUCAUGAACAUCUUAGAAAAAGUGGUACUGAAAGUCCUUGAAGACCAGCAAAACAUUAGACUAAUAAGGGAACUACUGCAGACGCUCUACACGUCCUUAUGUACACUGGUCCAAAGAGUCGGCAAGUCUGUGCUGGUCGGGAACAUUAACAUGUGGGUGUAUCGAAUGGAGACGAUUCUACACUGGCAGCAGCAGCUGAACAACAUCCAAAUUACCAGGCCUGCCUUCAAAGGGCUCACCUUCACCGACCUGCCGCUCUGCUUACAACUGAACAUCAUGCAGAGGCUAAGUGACGGGCGCGACCUGGUCAGCCUGGGCCAGGCGGCCCCCGACCUGCACGUGCUCAGUGAGGACCGGCUGCUGUGGAAGAGGCUGUGCCAGUACCACUUCUCGGAACGGCAGAUCCGCAAGCGAUUAAUUUUGUCAGACAAAGGACAGCUGGAUUGGAAGAAGAUGUAUUUUAAACUUGUGCGAUGCUACCCACGGAAAGAGCAGUAUGGAGAUACCCUUCAGCUCUGCAGACACUGUCACAUUCUCUCCUGGAAGGGCACUGACCAUCCGUGCACAGCCAAUAACCCAGAGAGCUGCUCCGUCUCACUUUCACCCCAGGACUUUAUCAACUUGUUCAAGUUCUGAAACCCAGCACAUGACAACACUUCACAAGGGUUCCCCAGCUGAUUGGAUGGUUGGGAAUACAGAGUUUGGACGCUUCGUUUGUAAAUAGUGUACAUUUUAAACAUUGGCUUGAAACUUCCAAGAUAAGUCAUGGAGAGGACAUUGGAGGGGCGGCGUGCAGUUGCUGGCUGGGAAUUUAAGAAUAUGGACUUCUUGUUAGAAUCGGUAUGGAAAAGCAGAAAUACUGUAAAUAAACUUUUUUUUUCCUAAUGAUUUUCCA
Molecule: messenger RNA, 1474 nt
Organism: Talpa occidentalis (Iberian mole)
Lineage: Eukaryota; Metazoa; Chordata; Mammalia; Eulipotyphla; Talpidae
Gene: FBXO32
Product: F-box protein 32
Exons: 9
Coding region: 148-1215 (355 amino acids)
Biological process (GO): protein ubiquitination
Cellular component (GO): SCF ubiquitin ligase complex; cytoplasm; nucleus
Molecular function (GO): protein binding
Source: RefSeq, a predicted model, not a curated record